AUCGCCACGAAACCGUCGGCGUCAUGAUGGACUCGACGUCGGCGUACCAAAUCUCGCUCGAGCCUGACCGCGACGACGCCCGUGGGUACAUCAUCCACUCGACGGAAUCGUCUCCGUUCCUAGACUACGACACCCUUCUGCACCACACAUCGUUGUCAUCUUCAUCGGACCCGUCGGCCGUCCAACCCGUGGACUUGAAAUCGCCCUCUGUCCUCCACCACGACCUGUUUGACGCGUUCGAUGAUGUCCAUUCAUAUUCAUCCUCGCCUUGCAUUAUCAUCAUGGACGUACCUUUGACGAGCCUCGACUCUCCAUCACCCCCGUACGACGCUGCGCUUCAGCCAAGCCUGGCUCCUUCGCAACAACCCCUUCCAUCUCCCACCGACCACGUCCGUCGCUUAGAACUGGUAAAGCCAUUCAAUUCAAUCACGGUGUUCACGCCCACAAAGGCACCCACUGUGCAUGCACCGACGGGGUGGGAUGACCACCUUCCAACGCCACGGACCCAUGCAUCCUUCCAUUCCGAUGGUUCACCCGUGGCUUUGACCUCGCAUGACAUCGCUGCGUCGUCGAUGGAAUCAGAUGGCCCAUCUGAUCCCAUUCACCACCACACCCAACUCGCGUCAGAUCUGCUGGCCUGUCUAGGUCGGGCUCUGCACAUGACAUCCAUCGUUACACGUACGAGUACUUUGUCCACGACGCACCCGAGCCACUCAUUCAUCAGCGUCGAAUGGGUUCUUAACCAACCCGAGGCUCCGUGGCCUGCAGCUUGUUGCCUCUACGGCAUGACGUUUGAACUCGCGGACAAAGAUCAUGCGAUCACGAAAAUUGGCAUACCGUUGCAGUCGUUCGUGUCGAGCUCGACUGUGAGUAUGGUGCCACUGCCACCACUGCAGCUUCCCCACGCACGCAUGCCACAACGGGGGUCUGAUUCCGACAUGGAGUCUGAUUCCAACACUGAGUCUGAUUCCGUGGUAUCCUGGUGGACUCGUGUGGGCCUCACGCCGAAUGCAAUAUCCAACGACAACAACACGAGUGUCGUUUCUAAUUGGGUACCGUUGAAUCUGAUUCCAAACGACCCGUACGACCCCAACGUGCACCUGACAACCACCCAAUCCACGUUGACUGUGCACUGGAAUCAGUGGCCAGGCGUCCUCGUGUGGCCCUACAUACAGGUCAAGUAUCAACAAGUAGGUCUAGCGGACACCAAAGAUCGUAUUGAGUGGACACUAGCGUACAAGGGUGCCGUGUCGCCCAAGGACUCCACUGUGACUGUCCAUCAUCUCCUCCCAAAUACGUGGUAUGAGGUUGAAGUGGAUAUGCACCCCUCCCCACGACCAGACCACGCCGCUGGCGCUCCCGGCAUUCUCUGGAUGCAAAAUGAGCCCCAACUUGUUCCCCAACAGGAAUGGAUGGCUGUAACGCAACGAGUGUGUACGGCUACCUUAGCUCCGACUGUGACGGGAUUCGCAGGUCGGUGGUGGGUACAUGUCAAUGACAACGACCACAACCAUGACAUGACUACCGAGUUGGUCGUGACAGAUACGUCCACGCCGUUUGUUUCCACUCGGCAACACUUGAAAGGGGGGGGCACCGUCGUGCUUCUCAAAGACGUACAGGACUACCAAACGUACUUGGUGCAGGUGCAUAGGACUGGAUUGGGUGCGCCAACCUUCGUGGCGACGUCCGAUGUACUGCACCUAGCAACAGAUGAGCCUGUUCCUAUACCCCAGCUACGACCCCAUCCCACCAAUGCCCACGUGUUGCAGUGGCACCCACCGACGAGCGUUCUCUUGAGGCUAUCCAGUCACGUAUGUCUACGUUUAGAGCAGCAACUUGCGUCCGAUGGGUCUUGGGUGCAGGUGGCCCCAGAAUCCAUUGCAAACAGCGAGACCACCUGCACCUACGACACCUCGACUUCCACCGCCGUUACCACCAAUGCUGUUACAGUUUAUCGAUUGGCAGCGUAUACUAUCGAAGACCUGCACUGCCUCGCCGUAGGCCACACCGUGUACGUUGUCCAGCAUUUUCCGUUGGCAGUCCAAGGGAUGGGGCGCCAUGUGACACUGCACUGGCAAUUCCAGCUUCCCCUGCACCUCCAGCACCUCAAUCCGCAUGCAUUUGACAUGAUGGUGGACACAGCUGCCCCUUGUCGCAUCCUAGCGAGUGACAUUGUCGUCGGUGGGGGCGGCGGUGCAUACGUUGUGGAGUGGGCGUUUGAAACGUCCCCUAGGGCCCAUCGAAUCCAUGUCGCACCGGUGUUUCCUGAUUCUGAUUCGUCUGAGUUGAUCGUGUAUUCACAAUCACUCGACGUGUCGUACGCACCGACCUGGCCUUCGGUGGACGUGAGCUUGGGCGUGGUGACACACCACAAUGCCACGUGUCAACUUUCCAUUGGUCCGUGGGCCAGCAGUAGCAGUACACUGUCACAGCAAGCGAUCCAGUGCCAAGUGGAUAUCCUAGACUCGCAUGACGAAGGAUGGAGGAUGGUAUGGUAUGAGGUACUCCAACAAGAACACCAGCUACUGCAAGACGAAGGCUGUUGUUGUUUUCAUAUCAAUCUCGACAACUUGCCCAAUCACUCGGUCGUUCACGUUCGCAGUCGGUUUCGGAUGCACGCCACGCAUGUAUGGGAAGACGUGGCCACGUUGCAGUUUGUCACAGCUUGUGGGGACCUGGCCAUUGCACCCACGGACGUUGGAGGGUUGACAUUUCAAUGGCGUGAACCGACUCCCACCGUUGUCGAAUCAUAUGCCAUUCAAUGCUAUAAUGCCUCGAGUGGAGUAUUUGAAACGUGGUAUACCACCGAGCACUCUCCCUAUACGACGCCGCCGUUGCUGAAACCAUUUCACUUGCUUUUAUUUCGCCUGCAAACGCACGUGGACAUGCAAAUUCCGCUCGACGGACGUCCCCACCUCGCCCUUACCAACCCUAACCCGCCGACUGUCACGACCACUUUGCCUCACGAAAUGACUCUGGCAUACAAGCCAUUGAAUCUUCUUCACCUUCCAGAGCACACGAGGCGCCAGUUUGCAUCCGACCAACCUGCACAUUUGAGCCUGGAAACAACUCGAGUAACGCCUUCCAACGACGAAGCGAGUUAUUCUUGUGUAUUGGCAGAAUUUAAAGUGCUGGGGAUGGCGUGCGUGAGCCAGUUGCAAUCACACACGUCGUAUCGAUCGAGGUUGCACUGCAACUUUCGCAGCAACGACAAUAUCACAUUGACGUGUGCCAGCUUGUGGGUGACCUACACCACGGCCAAGGCACCCCCCGACCCCCCCCCGUUAGUUUGCGUGGACGAACUAUUCUUGCCGUACAUUUCAACCAUCCCCGCCAGUGUGGCUUGUGGGUAUGUGCGGGUAUCGUGGCAGGCACCGAAUAACAAUGGGGAGCCCAUUGCAGGCUAUGCCGUUGAAAUGGCAUGGACAAUGGAUCCGCCCAAGCCCCCCCACGAGUGGACGUGGCAAGGCGUGUACGUGGGCAACGCCACGACGUAUUGCCCCACGAGUGCCCAAUUGCAAACAAUGCGUCGACCAUUGCAAACCAUCGUGGCAUUUCGGGUGCAAGCCGCCAACUCGUUGGGGUGGAGUGCGUUUGCGACAAGCGAGGGACUUGUCUGCGUCGGUCUGCCAGAAGAUACCAUCCCCCCAGGGCCAGAGAGGAAUCAUCUCUGCAUUCGAAAGCCAUCUGCAAGCGUCGUUCGAUACAAGAACAACACGACGAUGUUGCCCCCCCUCCGACACACCGCCCCCACCGAAUCACCUUGUGAAUCGUACAUGAAAUUGAGGGAACUUUUGCAACUUCCCCAGUCCAUGUACCAGCAAGAGCGAAGGAAAUGGUACUUGGAGACUGCGACUAGACCAGCCAAAGGGGUGUUGCCGACCACUACUCAAAGCGCACAAUCACUGUACCAAUCCACCACAAAUCGACACUCUUCCAAAGGGAUGCAAAGGGCAACUCACUAACACAUCUACAAGCCAUCUACUUUUACAUGUGUCGUACACUAAACCCUACACCCGUGUCCAACUGCCGAUUUGGUGGACAACAUGCUAGCCGUUUAGGCGUAAUAUACUGUUCAUAUAUAUCGCUACACACGAUGGGCAUAUAUUUAUGGGGCCAAGCCUUGGGCUCGAAACUGUUUGGCGAAUUGCGCGAGCACCACCGCCAUACGCUUCCCAGCAAGCACAAUGCGCGCUUCGACGGUGGCCACCAACGUGGCUUGGUAGGCGGCGGACGGACACGCCACUUUCGAUUCAGUCCAGUUGGUCAAGUCCAAACCCACAUACACGAC
Messenger RNA from Aphanomyces astaci, 4291 nucleotides. RefSeq lists its product as hypothetical. The record is from RefSeq and is a predicted model, not a curated record. The coding region runs from base 24 to 3965 and encodes 1313 amino acids. The transcript is spliced from 7 exons. Lineage: Eukaryota; Oomycota; Saprolegniomycetes; Saprolegniales; Verrucalvaceae. Gene Ontology annotation, molecular function: protein binding.